CACUGCCGAAAACAUCACUUCCGUAAAUAGAGAUGGCCGCAGUAGGCUAUGUAACAUGUAGGGAGGUGCACUAGUAUUUCUUCAGUUUUAGGCACAUCGAUUGUAUUGUAAAUUUAUCUUUAACACAAGGUUAAAUCCUGACGUCGCUGAUGUCUCAGUAAUUUGAUAUUUAGGUUGUGGAUAACCAUCGUUGUAUUGCAGGGCUGGAAAAAAAGCUCAACGACAAAUAGCUUUACGAUAAUCAAGCUAGCUGGAUUUAGCCAACAGGUAACGAUACAUAACAAUCCGAAGUUACCAGCCAGCAAAUCAGUACCUACGUUUUCUGACGUGGGGAUCGCAGUGCUGUUGUGCGGCAUGUCUAAGGAGAACUCCGACAAGUCCCCCCCUAGCUGGGAGGACGGACGGCGUGACCCCGACAAGGCAAGGAACGCCGCGGAAAGCCCCGAACCCUUGGACCAAUCUCUGACGAAGAAGAUUCCACAGAGGACCCCCAGCCCCCAACGCGGCAGCAGGCCGCAGUCCAGUCCCCCCAAGUUUGUGUCGGUGGAGGAGCUGAUGGAGACGGCCAAGGGGGUGACCAACUUGGCUCUGGCCCACGAGAUCGUGGUGAACGGGGGGUUUCGGGUAACGCCCGCGCAGCCGCCGGAGGGCAGUUUGGAGAAGAAGGUGAAGGACAUUGUGCACAAAGCAUUCUGGGACUGCCUGGAGGCCCAGCUGGCUGAAGACCCGCCCUCAUAUGACCACGCCAUCAAGCUGCUGGGGGAGAUCAAAGAGACGCUGCUGUCCUUCCUGUUGCCGGGACACGCUCGCCUGCGGCAGCAGAUCGAGGACGGGCUGGACCUGCCGCUGAUCCAGCAGCAGGCGGAGAACGGGGCGCUGGACAUGGGCAAGGUGGCCGCCUUCGUCAUCGACACCAUGGGGAUGCUGUGCGCCCCCUCCCGCGACCGGGAGAUCCAGAGGCUCCGGGACGUCACCGCCAUCCUUCCCCUCUUUAAGGCCAUAUUCUCAGUGAUGGACAUGAUGAAGCUUGACAUGGCCAAUUUCGCCGUCAGCAGCAUCCGGCCGCAUCUGAUGCAGCAGUCGGUCGAGUACGAGAGAAAGAAGUUCCAGGAGUUCCUCGACAAGCAGCCCAAUGCCAUGGACUUCACUCGGAAGUGGCUGCAGGCCACGGCCAAAGCUCUCCUCAGCGGUGAUUGGGAAGGCGGAGCCUCGAGCGCCGGAGCCGCCGCCCCCGUCCCUUCCAUGCUCCACCCCCUGGUUGUGCAUAACCACGCCUACCUGCACCUGCUCAAGUGGGACCAUGCCUCCUGCCCCUUUCCUGAGACUCUGCUGAUGGACCAGAGGAGGUUCCAGGAGAUGCAGUGGGAGGUGGAGGAGCUGACGAUCGUGGCGGCCGUGCUGCUGAUCGUCUACAAUAAUGCCGGGGCCGCCAUCUCCGGCCUGCCUGGCCUCAUGGACAGGCUCAAGGGCACCAUCAGGCUGCUGCUGGCGGAACUGCACUCUCCGUCGUUCAGCGCGGACGAAGCCUUCGCCACCAUCGCCGAGCGGAUGUGCGAGGAGGUGAGGAGUAGCCUGGCCCAGCACGGCUUCUCGCCAUUCUCCUGCGACCGCCAGGCCGUCCUGAGGGGUCAGGUGGCCGCCGUCCGGCUCCCGGACAACUCCAUACGCAGGCUCAUCGACUCGCGCAUCCAGACCUACCUGCUGGGGUUCCUGGAGUCCGGCCAGAGGGGGUGCCCCGCAGCCCUUCCCGGGGGCCUGGCCCCCGUCCAGAAAGAGCUGGAGGAGGUGGCCAUCAAGUUCAGCCGCCUGGUCAACUACAACAAGCUGGUGUUCGCCCCGCACUACCAGAAGAUCCUGCAGGAAGUCCUGAGGGGGGAGGGGGGCUCCUCUCCCGCGCCCGGCCCCACCCUCGCCCUCACCGGAGGGGGCGACUCCUAGACACCGCCCUUCUCGUCUCCACAGGCCGGCCUCCGCGUUAGAAAAUCCACCGACAUCGCUAGAUUAUCAGAUCCGUUACCGCCCCCUUAAUGGAAGCGACAGUCAGAACACAUUCGCAAGCGCAGCAGAGCACGCCAUUCAUUCCAGUUUCGCACCCCGCGUCAGUUCUCAGUGCCUGUGGCUUGAAAACCGGGACAGACAUUUUGUUUUUAGCAAACGCACUGCACAAGCAUGAGGCUUUUUAUGGUGUAGGACCCCGAUUCAGGGGAUAGCAAGUUAGUAUUAUUAUUU
Messenger RNA from Anguilla rostrata (American eel), 2229 nucleotides. It is a transcript of the gene tcp11l1, whose product is annotated as t-complex 11, testis-specific-like 1. Gene Ontology annotation, biological process: signal transduction. NCBI's taxonomy places the organism in Eukaryota, Metazoa, Chordata, Actinopteri, Anguilliformes, Anguillidae. The transcript is spliced from 11 exons. The record is from RefSeq and is a predicted model, not a curated record. The coding region runs from base 355 to 1938 and encodes 527 amino acids.